Molecule: messenger RNA, 1094 nt
Organism: Spea bombifrons (plains spadefoot toad)
Lineage: Eukaryota; Metazoa; Chordata; Amphibia; Anura; Pelobatidae
Gene: RAP2A
Product: RAP2A, member of RAS oncogene family
Exons: 2
Coding region: 245-796 (183 amino acids)
Biological process (GO): negative regulation of cell migration; Rap protein signal transduction
Cellular component (GO): plasma membrane
Molecular function (GO): GTPase activity; GDP binding; GTP binding
Source: RefSeq, a predicted model, not a curated record
ACUGCACCGUGGGGAGGGCUGUCUUGCGGCCGGCACGGUACGCUGGGUCCUGGUAAGAGGUGUCGGCCGCUCUGCAAAGGGAGAAGAGGGUGGUAUCUGGGUACCGGGCCGCGCAGCCCGGCCUCUCUCCCAUGCCUCGGGAGCCCGCUGCGGAGGGGCGGCGGCGACGACGGAGGAGGAGGCGCAGAAGUAGCGCGCUUUGAGGAGCAGGGUGUUGCAUGCCGCCGGGCAGCGGAGGGGGACGAUGCGCGAGUAUAAGGUGGUGGUUCUUGGCAGCGGCGGGGUCGGCAAGUCGGCCCUGACCGUGCAGUUCGUGACCGGCACCUUUAUUGAAAAGUACGACCCGACCAUAGAGGACUUUUACCGCAAAGAGAUAGAGGUGGACUCGUCCCCCUCCGUGCUGGAGAUCCUUGACACCGCCGGCACCGAGCAGUUCGCUUCCAUGCGGGACCUGUACAUCAAGAAUGGUCAGGGUUUCAUCCUGGUCUACAGCCUGGUCAACCAGCAGAGCUUCCAGGACAUCAAGCCCAUGAGGGACCAGAUCAUCCGCGUCAAAAGAUAUGAAAAAGUGCCAGUGAUUUUAGUUGGCAACAAAGUUGACCUGGAGAGUGAACGUGAGGUAUCAUCCAACGAGGGUCGCGCCUUAGCAGAAGAUUGGGGAUGCCCUUUCAUGGAAACCUCCGCUAAGAGUAAAACUAUGGUGGAUGAGCUGUUUGCAGAAAUUGUCAGACAAAUGAACUACGCAGCCCAGCCGGAUAAAGAUGACCCUUGUUGUUCUGCGUGCAAUAUACAAUAGCAUUCAUAUAAGUAAAUCUAGUUAGACAUAUUUUCACAGCAGUGGAUGAAAAGGAAACUUUUAUUUCCCCUUUUAAACUUUAAACAUGAUUCAUCAAAAGAGAAUCAUUGAACAUGCAGGCUUGGAGUUCCAUGGCUACAAAAAAUGUGCAGCUAAUGCUUUUAACCCAUUGUUUUAUAUUUUCUCCCUGUUAUCUGACGAAUUAUUCAAAUUGGAAAAGUGUGAUGCCAUUUGUUUUUAUGGCAGUGACGGAAUCUCAUUGCUACAAUAAAAUAGUGAAAAUGUCAUGUGGGUAACA